CUCCCAAACUAAUAACUUUGUUUGGUCUUCACCUCUAGCUGUUUGGUGGUGCUUACCUUGCAUUUUUCCAGGUGAUUAAGAAAUAAGAAUGGAACCAUCAUUAUCACCCACACUUGUUAUUUAUUGCCUCCUCAUCAUCAUCCAAGGAGCGGUUUCAGACUUGAAGGCAGACAGAGAAGUCCUUCUAGACUUCGCUUCCGCAGUCGGCGGGGAGACACGGAGGUGGAGCAUCGGCAGGGAGGCCCCAAUAUGUAACGGGUCUUAUUGGGUGGGCGUGAAAUGCAACCCGGAAGGGAGCCGUGUAGCGGAGCUCCUCCUGCCGGGGAUGGGACUGAGCGGGGAAAUGCCGGAAAACACCAUAGAACGACUGGAUGCGCUCAGGGCUCUGAACCUGGAGAAUAACUCUCUAAUGGGAUCUCUGCCGCCCGACCUGAACCUCCCUCACCUCCGACACUUGAACCUCAGCAACAACCACUUUGGUGGCUCCAUUCCAACAUCACUCGCAGGAUUUCCUCCUUCCUCUUUUGCAGGGAACGUUUUGCUAUGUGGCCCGCCCCUACUAAAUCAUCAAUGCCGCCCACUUCACCGCAUUCUCAAUUCCAAGUCAUCGUCCUCGCUCUCCAAGUGCAAACCCAAACACUCAAAGAAAUGCAAGAAACAGAAGUACAUAGUUUACAGCGGCGUCGCUGCUGGAGGUGUCGGCGCUGUGUGUAUAUGCAUAUGCGUAUGCAUAUGCGUACGUCGUAAAUCUAGAUAAUGCUGCGGGAAAGAGUAAAGGAGGUUGGGACUCCCUUCAAUAUUCAUGAAAUCAUGUCAUUCAUAGAUAUGACCUUUACUUAUUUCAGUGUAUUCUCUCCCUAACACUCUCUUACUUCAAAGCGUGCUUUUAUU
Molecule: messenger RNA, 891 nt
Organism: Cuscuta europaea
Lineage: Eukaryota; Viridiplantae; Streptophyta; Magnoliopsida; Solanales; Convolvulaceae
Source: the annotation of a GenBank genome assembly